Molecule: messenger RNA, 1843 nt
Organism: Hydra vulgaris (swiftwater hydra)
Lineage: Eukaryota; Metazoa; Cnidaria; Hydrozoa; Anthoathecata; Hydridae
Product: neutrophil cytosol factor 2
Biological process (GO): superoxide anion generation
Molecular function (GO): protein binding; superoxide-generating NADPH oxidase activator activity
Source: RefSeq, a predicted model, not a curated record
UAUGAUAAUGACGAAAUAGAAGAGGCCAUAAAAUGCUUCAAAGCUAUUCCCCAAAACGCUAAAAUUAGUUUUAAUAUAAGUUGCUGUUAUCUUGCUCUUGGGAAUGUCCAAUUAGCAGCAAAGUUUGCAAGUUAGCGAUCUCAAAUACCAAAAAAUGCUGGAUGCGUUACUGUUGCAAACCUACACAAGUUCUAACUACAAUUAGUCAGUCUAAAAUACUCUGAGAACCAUUUUUUUCAAGAUAGGAAAUUCAAAAAUGUUCGCUUUUGAUAAGGUUCUUGGAAUAUUAUAAAUAAGAAUUUAAACAUUAAAUUAAAUAUAUAUCAUUUUCAAGUGGCAUUUUAAAAAUAAACAAUGCGUUUGAAACUGGAUCAAAUUAGACGAACAGUUUCAUUUUCAAGGCAAAGAGUUUCCAAGAAACAAUUAAUUUGGAUCCGUUUAUGGCAAUAGCUUAUUACAUGUUAGGCUUGACAAACUGCCUUGAUCAGGACUACAUUAGCGCGUUUGAAAACUUUCAAAAAACUAAUGAGUUGUUAAGAGGAAAUCGCAUGGUAGACUAUCGCCAACUUGGAUUAAAUUUUCAACUUUACCAAUGCGAGAUACUGACUAACCAGGCUUAUACCUACUACCGCAGGAAGAACUACAGGAAAGCAAAGGUAAUGCUGCUUCUAGCAAUAAACUGUAAAGUGGAAAAAAGACAUGAAAAUAUUGUUGAUUUUCUUAAUAAUAUACAGGCUGGAACUUCAAUUAAAUUAUUUGUUCCAUCACCAAAAGUAAUUUACAGACCUUCAAAAUUAUUUGUGGAGAACCUGAAAAAAAAAGACUUCUUAGGAAAAUCGACAGUUAUUGCCACUGAAAACGAAGAUAAUAUAUAUAUAUGUUUUUCUGGACUUAAGGAAAAGUUCGUUUCUCAGCAACAACCAAUUAUUCCUAACCGAAAAACUAUGCUCGAAGAAAUAAGGCAACCAGAACGAAAAAAAUCCUUAAAACAUAUUGGAAAGCCUCCUAAUAAACAACUUCCAAUAUUAAAAGCAAAACCUGUAUUUGAUAUAAAAUCUCAGACUCACGCUGAAACCAAUAAGGUUUUAACUGAAUACAAUUACAAGUUACCUCCUAAACCUGUAUACAAUGUACAAAAAUCAACAACGAUUUCUGAUUUUAAAAAUAAAAAUACUAAUCACCAUCAAAAGUUUUCAAUGAGUGAACCAAAAGAAGGUAUUUCUACAAAAAGCAAUAAUAUAGAUCAAUACCCACCUUUGGAACUUCAAGAGCCAAAAAAUACAUUCGACAAUAAUUAUUUUAUUUUACUUGAUCAAAGUGCAACAAUAAACAAUGAAUACAAUAAACUAAAUUUUCAAGGUAAUGAAAAAGCAGGUGAUUUAGCAGCAAAUCAAACUACACCUAUUAUAAAAAACGGUGAAAAGUUGGCGUUAAAAUAUAAGUUAAUGGAUAAAACAUCUGGAUUCAACUCCGUCACCGAUGAUGAUUUAAAGUAUUCUGAGCAAAAUAAUGACUCAGAGCCAAAAAACUUGGAGUAUUUUGACAUCGAAGUUCAGUAUACCUUUACAAAAAAAGUGCGAGUAAAUCCUAAAAUCUCAUUGUAUGAUGUUGAAAAUCUGAUAAAAUCUCAAACAAUUCCAACGGAAAUUGAACUAUGCUACAGUAAUGAGCUUGGUCGUCAACAAAAACUAAACGAAAAAAACCUACUAGAAUAUUUCCAAAACAGCUCAAAGAAAAAGCUAUUAUGUUUUUCAACUUAAAGGAAGCAUCAAAACUAACAUGUUCAGAAGAAAAUAAAAAGCAUUUUUAUGAGAAAAUAUCUCUAUCUGCAUCCCAAUUAGCC